CCUUUCCAGUCACCCGUCCAAAUCCAUCUCACCUUUGCUUCCUCCUCCUCUUCUUCUUCUUCUCUUCUCUUCUCUCAACCCGAAUCCAAAUCCCAAAUCCCCAACCCGGCGACGAUGGCCCGCGGCAGCCGCUCCGGGAGUAACGGCGGCGGGUGCGCGCGCUGCUGCCUGGGGUUCCUGCUCAAGUUCCUCGCCUUCCUCCAGGCCUUCGCCGCCGUCUCCGCCGUCCUCUACGCCGCCUCCAUCCUCUCCCGCUGGUCGCGACAACACGAGCUGCGCUUCGACCAUCUCCUCCCGGACCUCUGGUUCGCGUGCGCCGUCAUGGCCGCCGGCCUCCUCUACUGCGCCAUCCUCCUCGCGGGCUACGUCGCCGCCGAGGUCAACAGCGGGUGCUGCCUCUGCUUCUAUACCAUCUUGGCCAUGACGAUGAUGCUGCUGGAAGCUGCCGUGGCCGGCCAACUCCUCCUCAACGAGCACUGGAUCCAGGAUCUGCCGUAUGACCGCACCGGAGAGCUCGAGAGCCUCGUCUCCUUUGUCAAGAACAACCUCGACCUCUGUAAAUGGGCUGCUGUCGCUACCGUCGCCACGCAGGCGUUCUCACUUUUCUUGGCAAUGACUCUACGAGCCAUGGUUUCGCCCGCCAAUGCGGACUAUGAUAGCGAAGAAGAUUUUGUGGUCAUAAGGAGGCCGCUGCUUCUUGCCCAAGGUGCUCCAGCCUAUAUCCCUACCACGGCCGACCCAAGAGGUGCUCAGCCUGGCCUAUGGAGCUCAUCGAUGAGGCAAAAGUAUGGAUUGAACUCCACAAGCGACUACACCUACAACACACUGGAUCAAAAUGCAGUACGGCCACAGUGAGAAUCUGUGUGACUGAUGACGAAGCACAUAUCAUAUAUGCAGUACAUAAGUCAUAUCUUGUAAUAUGCCAUGCUGUAAUGCACACUGUAUACAUUUGUAUGUCCAAUCAUUCUGUCAAUCUGGAUAAAAUCCGCAACUUAGUCAUUGGGACAGCCAGGAGGUGGCCGUAUGUAAAUAAAUUGUUCCAUCUUGUUGGAUGUUUUGGGCUGGCUGGAUUUCUUCAAUGUAGUCGGAGAGAUGGAUGAGCAGGAAUGGAAGUAUUUGCAUUGGAUGUGUAUUAAGUUAGAUAUAGCAGUUAGUAAAAGAACAUUAUAAGGUAAUGCUAGUACAAUUUUCAUUUGGAUGAUGACAUCAUUAAAAUAUUUUCUUGGGCCAAA
Molecule: messenger RNA, 1232 nt
Organism: Hordeum vulgare subsp. vulgare (domesticated barley)
Lineage: Eukaryota; Viridiplantae; Streptophyta; Magnoliopsida; Poales; Poaceae
Product: tetraspanin-18-like
Exons: 6
Coding region: 115-855 (246 amino acids)
Source: RefSeq, a predicted model, not a curated record